CGGUCCAGAACCGGCUGUCGGACCUGUCGGGCCCGCCGCAUCAAAUGCGACGAGACUCCCGUAGCAUGCCGUAACUGUUCAUCGACCGGUCGGCAAUGCGAUGGCUACGACGUCCACCGACUGCCCCCUAAACUCAAAUCGACGGGCAAGAAAAAGACCCUGACUGCUCCACCAAAACUGCUGGGGCUGGCCGGCGGGCCCAGCCAGGCGCUGAACCGGCUGGACUGGACGAUGACCUCGGACGAGCGGCGGUGCGUGGCCUACUUCCAGCACCACACGGUGCCCACCCUGCUGGAGUUCUUCGACUCUACGCUGUGGCAGAAGCUGGUGCUGCAGCUGAGCCGCUCCGAGCCGCCCGUCUACCACGCGAUCGUCGCGCUGAGCGCCAUCCACGAGAACUCGGAGGCCAACGGGAUGCCGCUGGCCACGCCGAGCGAGUUAGUGGCAGAGAACCCCUGGCACCAGUUUGCGCAGGACCAGCUGGCGCGGGCCAUCACCCUGCUCAACCGACGCAGCGCCUCGCAGGACCCGCGCUUCCGCGAGGUCAUCCUGGUGUGCUGCCUGCUGUUCGUGCUGGCGGACCUGCUGCGCGGGCAGUACGACAGCGGGUUCGCGCAUCUACGGAGCGGCCUCCUGAUCCUCCAGGAGCUGCAGCAGCACGGCGAGUUUGGGAAUUGCGCCUCAUCGCGGGGCUUAGUCGAGCAGUGCAUUGUCACCGCGUUCGCGCACCUGGACAUCCUGGCCUCGCACUACGACCGCAUCUUCCCGAUGCUGCAGCCCCUCCACCCACUCACCCAACCCUCCAACCAUGAUCCCACCACCACCACCACCACCACCACCACCAACCCCAACUCCCCAACGCAACCCUUCCAAUCCCUCCCGGAAGCCCGCGCGGCCUUCGACACCCUCCUCCGCACCUCCUACCGCUUCAGCGCCCCAAGCAUGGGGCUCACCGCCCCGCAGAUCUCGGCCAACUACGCCGCGCUCCAAACCGAGCAACACGCCGUGUGGAGCGAAGCAACCCUCUUCGCGCAGCGGUUCCGCCCCUUGUACCGGCACGCCUACCCGGACCUCUCGGCCAAGGAGCAGCGCGGCGCCGACAUCAUCAACCUGCACCUCGUCAGCCUGCGCGUCUGCAUGCACUCGUGCCUGCUGGGCAGCAACCGCGCCGCGCUGGCGCACUACCGGGCCGACCUGCAACACACGUGCGAGCUGGUCGAGGCCCUGAUGACCACGUUCCCGGACCAUCGGCCGAGUUUCACGCUGGAGACGGGGGUCCUCCCGCCGCUGUAUCUGGCGGCCAUUCUGGGGGAUGAUUACCGUGUGCGGUGGCGCGCGACCGGGCUGAUGCGGAGCUGGCCGCACCGCGAGGGCCCGUUUGAUUCGAACUGGUUGGCGUCGUUGGCGGAGGAGGCGUUGUUGUUGGAUUUG
This is a messenger RNA of Aspergillus brunneoviolaceus CBS 621.78, 1431 nucleotides long. RefSeq names its product Zn(II)2Cys6 transcription factor. The transcript is spliced from 2 exons. The annotation marks the transcript as partial. Lineage: Eukaryota; Fungi; Ascomycota; Eurotiomycetes; Eurotiales; Aspergillaceae. Gene Ontology annotation, biological process: regulation of DNA-templated transcription. Gene Ontology annotation, molecular function: zinc ion binding; DNA-binding transcription factor activity, RNA polymerase II-specific. The record is from RefSeq and is a predicted model, not a curated record.